This is a messenger RNA of Vicia villosa (hairy vetch), 1200 nucleotides long. Its product is annotated as probable WRKY transcription factor 40. The transcript is spliced from 3 exons. Gene Ontology annotation, biological process: regulation of DNA-templated transcription. The record is from RefSeq and is a predicted model, not a curated record. The coding region runs from base 164 to 946 and encodes 260 amino acids. Gene Ontology annotation, molecular function: DNA-binding transcription factor activity; sequence-specific DNA binding. NCBI's taxonomy places the organism in Eukaryota, Viridiplantae, Streptophyta, Magnoliopsida, Fabales, Fabaceae.
CACUUUCCUCCUUCUUUCCCAUUUCUCACUUGCAACCUUAGCAACCUAAAUUAUAAAUUAUACAAUUCCAUCCUCUCAUAUAGUAUAGUUUUAUAUCACAAAAACUAAUUCAAAACCAUUCAUCAUAAAUUUAACUUGUGUACCUCAAACGUUAUCCUUCUACAUGGAACCAACGUGCGUUGAUACUUCUCUUAACCUCAACCUUGUCCCUUCUCAAGACACAGAUGUUGCUAUGGUUGCUAAGGUUUUGGUUGAAGAGCUGGAGCGUCUAAGUAAUGAGAAUAAGAAGUUAACUGAGAGGUUAAACCUCAUGUGCGACAAUUAUAUUGCGUUGCAGAAGCAUUUAAACGAGUUCAAGAAUCAUGAAUCAGUGAUCACGCCGAGGAAGAGAAAGGUUGAGUGCAUUGAAAAUUGCACUACUACAACUAAGGAGGAGACAUUCCAACAACAUAACUCUUCUCCGAAAAUUUCUAAGGUUCUUGUUCGAACAGAUGCAUCCAACCCUAGCUUAUAUGUGAGAGAUGGAUAUCAAUGGAGAAAAUAUGGUCAGAAAGUUACAAGAGAUAAUCCCUCUCCUAGGGCUUACUUCAAGUGCUCUUUUGCUCCAUGCUGUCCUGUGAAGAAGAAGGUGCAGAGAAGUGUAGAAGAUCCAAACGUGUUAGUGACAACAUACGAAGGAGAGCACAACCAUGCACAUCACCAGCAAGCACAAACAUCGUCAAACCAAAGUGAGGCCUCUACAUAUAAUUCUGUUCCUUCUCCAUUAGCUUCAACGCAUGACUUGGUCUUGCCAAGAAAAGUACUAGUUGACAAUGGUGUUCAAAGGUCGUCUAUACACCAGUUGUUAGUUCAGCAACUGACAGCUUCUUUGACAAGAGAUCAUAAUUUUAGGACAGCACUUGCCUCGGCAAUUUCUGGAACAAGUUUGGAUGUGGAAAAACGUUAGAAUUGGAAUUCGUAGGAUAUUAUUGUUUCAAUAGGCUUUUUUGUUAUUUUGCGUGGUUAUUUCUAGUUUGGUUAGUACUAAUAACAUUGAAGUAGAAAGAGGCCUUUAAAAAAAAAAAAGGAGAAAGAGGAGUGGGUAUCUUUUUUUUGGUGAAAUAAAAUUAAGUGAAUAUCUAGAAAAUAUAUCCAUUAUAUAUGACUACUUAUACUUAUAUCAUCUAAUAUAUAAUAUGGUCAUUUUUUUUAUAAAAUUUA